AUGCUUUCAAGUAAUAUAUGUCUUGGGAUUGUUUUCCUCUGUGAGACUGUAGCUGGGAUCAUGGUAAAUAUCUUCCUCCUGUCUCUUCAUAUUUUAAAGGUCAUUACUGGUCACAAGGUGACACCUAUAAACCUGAUUCUUACCCAGUUGAUCUUGGCCAAUGUCACCAUACUUGCUAGCAAGGGUAUCCCACAAACAUUGUUAGUUUUGGGGUGGAACAAUUUCCUGGAUGAAGUUGGAUGUAAAAUUUUAUUUAAAAAAAAAAAAGUGAGCCAAAGGCUUUCAGUUUCCUUCACUUGCCUCCUUAAUAAUACCUUUCAAGCAAUCACUAUCAGUCCUAGUGUCUCCAAGUGGACAAAGUACAAAGCCAGAGCCUCAGAAUUCAUUGCCCCCACCUGUAUCUUGUUUUGGAGCCUCAAUCUUCUGAUUGAAAUUCCUGUACCAGUAACUGUGAGAAGCCCAAAGAUCAGUACUAACAUUACAUAUAGGAUAAAUAUUGUGUAUUGUUCUUUGGGAAGAUUUCUGAAGACCUUUUUAAUCAUAACCACUCUCAGAAAUGUGUUCUGUGUAGGACUUAUGAUCUGUACCUGUGGGUAUAUAGUAUUUCUCCUGUAAAGACACCACCAGCAGGUCCAGAAUAUCUAUAGCACCAGGCUCUCUCCCAGAGCCUCUCCUGAGAUCAGAGCAACCAAAAACAUCCUGGUGAUGGUGAUCUUCUUUGUCUGCUGUUACUUAUUCAACUCCAUCUUGGUGCUUUGUUUUAGUUACGUAGGUCAAAGAGAUGUCUGGCUAUAG
Molecule: messenger RNA, 795 nt
Organism: Antechinus flavipes (yellow-footed antechinus)
Lineage: Eukaryota; Metazoa; Chordata; Mammalia; Dasyuromorphia; Dasyuridae
Product: vomeronasal type-1 receptor 1-like
Exons: 2
Biological process (GO): G protein-coupled receptor signaling pathway
Cellular component (GO): membrane
Molecular function (GO): pheromone receptor activity
Source: RefSeq, a predicted model, not a curated record